Dentiscutata erythropus is the source of this 449-nucleotide messenger RNA. Lineage: Eukaryota; Fungi; Glomeromycota; Glomeromycetes; Diversisporales; Gigasporaceae. The record is from the annotation of a GenBank genome assembly.
CUUUGUCAUUAGAAAUGAAUAACUCAGAUACAGAUAUGAAUUCUGAAAGAGUCGAAAGCCCUGAAGCAUACUAUGAGUCCGAUUGUAUAGUAAUACCAUCAUCAGAAGCAGAUUGGCAAAAUGAACAGCUUGAUAGCACUCGUGAGGUUAAUAAUAUGUUAUAUAGUCCUGGUGCACAAACUGCAAAAGAAGAAGACACACCUAUUUUGAAAAGUUCUUCUAGCCCUUUUUAUAACUAUAAGCCAAAAGUUGCAUCAGAAACACAAAAUGCAUUUGAUAUAAUGUUAUUGCAAAAAAAAAAUAAAGCUCAUGAACAUAAUGAUAAAAUUAACUCAAUUCAUUCGAUAAGCUCCAGUAAUAAAAAUUUAAUCUUACCUAAACAACAAGAUAGCGUUAUGUCAGAAGUAACUAAGCAAUCAAAUAAUACUUCUACAAGUGUACAUACAUAA